Molecule: messenger RNA, 1853 nt
Organism: Xenopus tropicalis (tropical clawed frog)
Lineage: Eukaryota; Metazoa; Chordata; Amphibia; Anura; Pipidae
Gene: snx31
Product: sorting nexin 31
Exons: 14
Coding region: 245-1543 (432 amino acids)
Molecular function (GO): phosphatidylinositol binding
Source: RefSeq, a predicted model, not a curated record
ACUCACAUUCUCUUCCGUAGAUUCUAGACUGGGACCAAUACCACUGACAUUGUCCCCUCCCUUCAAGAAUUUUUUUGGGGAGCUGAGCUCCGCCCUCUGCCGCAUCCCAGGUAGGAACUGCCUGUAGGCGUGGCCAUAGGGGGCACAGACCGCUGCUUCCAGUUCCCACCCCGCACACCUGUUGCUGCUGAGAGAGAGGAACGUUGAGCUAGGUGCUUGCUGAUCUCCUGGCCGAGCUGUAGCCAUGCAUAUCUGCAUUCCAGUCACAGAGGAGCUGCAGGACACACUUGGGUGUCGCUUUGUGCUCUAUUCCGUGUACCUGGAAGGUUUCCUCCUGUGUAAAGUGCGAUACAAAGACCUGCACCUAUGGAAUGAACAGAUUUAUCGAGUGUUUGGAAAUCGACUGCCAAAAUUCCCACCAAAAUAUUAUCUAGCUAUGACCAAGGCUAUGACUAAUGAAAGAAGAUUGCAGCUCGAGCAGUAUCUACAACAAAUUGUUUCAGACCCAGUGGUUACCAGCAGCGAGAUUUUCAUGGAGUAUUUUAAGAAAUUACAAAUGGACACAUUUAAUAUGCCCACAGUACAGCUCAUCCUACGAAUAUACAUGCCAGAUGGAGCAGCAGUUGAAUUAGAUGUACAGACUUCAGACAGUGCUGAGAGGGUGCUUGAGGCUGCAUUGUUCAAAUUAGGUGUAUCCAGAGAGUUGGGCGAAUAUUUCAGCCUAUUUAUUACUCACAAAGAAGCAAAGGGACCUUUCACAGUUUUAUCUUUAGUAGUGAAACGAAUUGCUGGGUUUGAACUUCCCUUCCUAACGAUAUGGAACCUAGAGGAUGAUCAGUUCCAGAUUGAAGUCAGAAAGUGGUAUAUGAAUCCCUCAAAUGAUGCAAUGCUAAUGGGCAGUACUGAGGCUAUUGAUUUGCUAUAUCUACAGGCUGUUCAAGAAUUUCAAAUGGAAUGGACCAGGCCAACAAAGGACCAGCAGCAGAAACUCCAGCACUGUUUAAAACAACAAAACAAAUUAAAGUUUUUGGAGCUGAUGAAGACGGUGGAAUAUUACGGAUACCUACACAUUACCUCUUGCACCAGUGACUACCCAGAAUGUGAUUCCGAAGUCACCAUAUGGGUUGGGAAUAAUGAAAUGAGUUGCCACUUUUACUCUCCUGGUGGCCAUGCCGAGAAUUUAAGAUUAAGCAUUAAGGAUUUAAUUUGCUGGAAUGUUACCCUUCUCCAGCCCAAGAAGCAAGAAGUCAUGUCUCCCAAUCACCAGCACUUGGAGUUGAAGUUUGAUUACCAGCAGGGGUCUUCAUUGAAAUGCAUCACCAUACAUACAGAACAGGCAUUCUUACUCAGCAGUUGCUUAAAAAAGAUGUUAUCUGAGCGCCCUGUCCAUCGAUGCAAGGAGGAGCUGGAAAUUGUAGACAAAGCAACAUGCAAGUCCAACAUAAGGCCUGAGCAGAAUGGAGUGCACGCUAAAAAGCAGGCGUUAUUAAAGGACAAGCGGGAAUAUUGUGUGGUAGAUAAUAUUUCUGAUCUGGAUCUGUAAUACCGUGACACGCUCAGGUCCUGCCUCCAGAUCUGUACAUCUCCCUUCUGCCCCCCCAUGGAGUGCUUGGAUCCCUUAUUACUCCUUAUGUAAUGACUUCAUAUAGUUACAAAUAUAUUUUUGUACUUGUUUUUCUGAGAUAAAUAUUAAAACAAAGUGUAUUGUCUAUGUCUAUAGCUUCACAUUAUUGUGUGACUCUUUUUUUGGGUUCUGACCCAUAGGUUAAGAAUUCCUGCUAUAAAUAUGUAAAUUCCUUUCUAUACAGUGUUUAUUGGAACUGUCUGUAAUAAAAUGUGUAUUUUGUAAGCAA